CGAUGUUUUUACAUCAUCAUAAAUGUAUAAAAUAGCCAUUGCUGUAACAUAUCACCCCCAACAAGAUCCAUUUUAAUAGUGUUUCAUGUGAAUCGUUCCUUGGCCAAUGCAGACCUAAAGCUAUAGGCUUACCUCCAGACCCCCUCCCCUCCUAUUUCUGCUUCCAGACAGCGUGUGCGCAACAUAUUGAGAGCUAAUCAGUCUGUUCACUCGCCCAGUAUACGUUUCUCCUAGCUUGAUGCGACUGACAUAGCAUUCCUCAGGCUUUUCUAAUAAAAAAAGAACCCAGACACGGGGCAUCGUGGAGGUAUGGCAGAAGCGGAAUUACAAACCUUUACGUCUAUCAUGGACGCGUUGGUUCGCAUUAGUUCAGACAUGAGGAGUAUGGAGCAGGAGCUGCAUUGCCCGGUGUGUGAGGAGAUGGUGAAGCAACCCAUCCUUCUGCCAUGCCAACACAGUGUGUGUCUGCUGUGUGCAGCUGAGGUGUUAGUACAAAAAGGUUACCCUCCUCCAGAUCUCCCUCCAGAACUGCACUCACCGGCCUCCACACCCAACACUCGCUCCCCACGACAGGCACGCAGACCACCACCCAGGACCCCUGACAGUAUGGAACGGGUUUUCAAAACAGUGUGUGGGACUUACCCAGGGCGAAGGCGGAAGGAUGCAACGCAUCCUCCUAUGCUGUUCCCAUGUCCUUCCUGUCAGCAGGACGUGGAACUGGGAGAAAAAGGCCUCACGGACUGCUUUCGCAACCUUACUCUGGAGCGCAUUGUGGAGAGGUAUAGACACACAGUAAGUCUGGGCAGUGUAGCCAUCAUGUGUGGUUUCUGUAAGCCUCCUCAGUCUCUGGAGGCUACUAAAGGCUGCGCUGACUGCAAGUCCAACUUCUGCAAUGAGUGUUUCAAACUCUAUCACCCCUGGGGAACGCCCCGUGCUCAGCAUGAACACAUUCUACCCACCAACAACUUUAGGCCAAAGAUCCUAACAUGCACAGAGCAUGAGCAGGAGAGACUGCAGUGGUACUGCUGUAACUGCCAGAGGUUGCUGUGCCCACUUUGUAAGCUGCGACGUGUCCACCAUGGACACAAAAUACUGACUAUAGCACAAGCCUACCAGGCUCUCAAGGAGAAGGUCACCAAGGAAGUUCACUUCAUCCUGGCCAACCAGGAGACGAUACAGAGCCAGAUCACUCAGCUGGAAGCUGCUGUCAAACAGAUGGAGGCAAACAGUGUCGUCGCUCUGCAGCAGCUGACCCGCUGUAUCCGAGAGCUGAGUGCGGCUGUAGCUGAGCGUCAGGGGGCUUUGGCUCUGACCCUGGAGGGAUCUCGCAGCAGAAGAGAGGAGGCCCUGUCUGCUCAGGUUUCAGAGAGGCGAUGCCUGCUGGAGAAUGCAGGCCUGAUGGCCUACACAGAGGAGCUACUCAAAGAGACUGAUGCACCCUGCUUUGUACAGGCAGCCAGAGUCACUCACAACAGGCUGGUGAAGGCCAUAGAAAACCUCCAGUGCUUCUCUCUUGCUGCUGAUCCCUCCUUCAGACACUUUCAUUUAGAUGCAUCCAAAGAGGUCAAGCAUAUCAACAACUUGGAAUUCAUACGUGCUCCACUGGCUCCAGUUAUUGACACUCAGAAAACAUUAGCUUAUGACCAGCUGUUUUUGUGCUGGCGCCUCCCUCAGGACUCAGCCCCGGCUUGGCACUUCUCUGUUGAAUAUCAGCAACGAGCAGGAGGAGCUGGAGCCACAUGGGGCGGCACAAGAUCCCUUAAUGCUUCAAUGGUGUGGCAGCGCCUGGAUGAAGUGAGAGGGACCAGUACUGUGAUUGACCGCCUGCAGAUGGACAGUGUGUACGUGCUCAGGGUGAGAGGCUCCAACAAGGCUGGGUUUGGAGAGUACAGUGAGGACGUUUACCUCCACACUCCACCGGCACCUGUGUUGAGUUUCUCCUUGGAUUCUCGCUGGGGUUUGCAUGCUGGCAGGCUGGCACUGGGGAAAGGCCAGACCUAUGCCCGCAGUGUGCCAGGCCUCUCUCUGCUGCAGGCUGCUGACCGCACACUCACUUCCUGCCACUUGACUUCUGACCUGCUGGUGGCUGACUUGGCUGUCGCUCAAGGCAGACACUACUGGGCAUGCUCUGUGGAGCCUGGGUCCUACCUGGUAAAGGUGGGGGUAGGGCAAGAGAAUAAGCUACAGGAGUGGUUCCAUCUUCCUCAGGACAUGGCCAGCCCUCGAUGUGACCCAGACAGCGGCCAUGACAGUGGGGGAGAGGACAGUCAAGACUUGCCUCCCUUCUGCUUCCUCACCAUUGGCAUGGGCAAGAUCCUUCUUCCUCAAGGACAUGGUUACAGUCAUAGCCAGAAGGACAGCCAAAGCCAGGGAGGCGUGCACUCACACAGCAGCAGUCAUAGUAACCUGCCUCACCCUCAAACUGCUCCUCUGCCACCCCGAUUGGGAGUGUGUCUGGACUGUGACAAAGGACGAAUCACCUUCUAUGAUGCCCAUGCAUUGCGUAUCUUGUGGGAGGGACAUGUGGAUUGUUCAGCUCCGGUGUGCCCAGCCUUCUGCUUCAUUGGCGGAGGAGCCCUGCAGCUGCAGGACCUUGUGGCCAAUCGGAGGAUCGAGGAGCCGCCACCGCGAGGGUAACCAUCCAAACAUGUGCUACAAAUCUCAAUAAAUAAAUUGUGGUGAAACAAUAGUUUAACAGCACAGUUCACUCAAUGAUCUGGGUUUAGUGGUUUGUAUUCAUCACCUAUUGUGAGUUGAUAAUGAAUUGCCUCCAUCUUGUCAGAAUUUAAUUGGAUUUUUUCUUUCAGUGUGAACUUUGAGAUCUGACUAUAAAUAUGUUAUGUUCUUUUGCAUUUGAACUUGGCCCGAAAAGAUCAUAUCUUUUUUUUGACUUUGUCGUUCUCCAGUGAAGCGAUUUCAGACUAUGCAGAAUUCUGUUGACAGGGUGAGUCAAACACCUAGAAAACCACUUAACAAGAUCUGUUUGCAAUGUAAGAAAAUUUGCCUCCUUUUACAUGUGUCUUAAUUUAUCUCAGAUUGAUUGGACAGUAAAGGUUGCAUGCAAGUAUAUCUAGGAUUCAUAACUUACAAAUAUGCAGAUAACUGACUGUCACCUUGUAAAAGCACCUCAGAUGUACUGUAUGUCUGAUUUUCUAUCCUAAUUUUUUGUAGCCUCUACAACUGUUAACAAUGUCUGUGUAAUGCAGAAUUAGAGAAUGUGAAUAUUGUUUGUUUGCUGAACUGUAAAGUUCUACGGGCUCAUGUCAAGAUCACGUCUCAAUGUGUAAAAAGUCCCAGCUGGUAUUUUAUAAAGAUGCUGUUUUGCAUUUUAAAAGGACUUGUGUGGAAAGUGCUCACAGUUGCAUCAGUGUUUUGAAAUUGCAAGAGAAAUCACAGUAAAAAGCUUCAGAGGAAUUUUGUUCUCGUCAUAGUUAACUUAUACAUGUGAAUACAUUUCCGUGUUUUACAUUGUAAUUCAGGUUAAAAAUGUUGAUGGCCUACUUGUCCAUUGUUAAACUGUGAUGUUUGAGUGAUUUGCACAUACACAAUAAUGAUCAGUUAGAGGAAGUGGAUGGAUGACAUCCAGCUGAUGUAGGUGUAUUUUAUGAGCUUUAGUUGACUUUUUUUUUGUUUUGUUUUUUAUUUUUCUUACUGUAGCUGACAGCAGCUCAUUUACUUACUGACUAUGCUGUUUCACAGUUAUAUUUGGGGAAUGUAAGAGCCCUGAUAUGUACCACUUCAAAGCAGGAGAUUGUUUAUAUUGUGAUAUUUUCAAAUGGACUGGCUCUGACUGUAUUUUGAUAUAUAAUAUGAUUUUAUGAAGUGGCUGUGACUUUAAAGCUAUCUGUUGUGUGUAUGUGUGUAUCCUGUCUUUACUGACUUGUCUGGACUCCUCUGCUUCUGUUACAGCGCAGCACUUCAGGCAGUAGCGUAUCAGAAAUCAGAAUCUCCUAAUGUAGACUUUACCUUGCUGGCAGAAUGUUUCUAUCAUGUCAUGAG
Monopterus albus (swamp eel) is the source of this 3999-nucleotide messenger RNA. It is a transcript of the gene trim46a, whose product is annotated as tripartite motif containing 46a. Gene Ontology annotation, cellular component: main axon. Gene Ontology annotation, biological process: neuron migration; axonogenesis; anterograde synaptic vesicle transport. Lineage: Eukaryota; Metazoa; Chordata; Actinopteri; Synbranchiformes; Synbranchidae. The record is from RefSeq and is a predicted model, not a curated record. Gene Ontology annotation, molecular function: zinc ion binding; protein binding. The transcript is spliced from 12 exons. The coding region runs from base 310 to 2637 and encodes 775 amino acids.